Austrofundulus limnaeus is the source of this 4724-nucleotide messenger RNA. RefSeq names its product disco-interacting protein 2 homolog C-like. The record is from RefSeq and is a predicted model, not a curated record. Lineage: Eukaryota; Metazoa; Chordata; Actinopteri; Cyprinodontiformes; Rivulidae.
ACGCUGGUCUUGCGGAGGAGGUAGAGCGCGCGGCUGCCGCUCGAGGAGCGACGAGACUCCGACUCACUUUGGAUUUAUCCCGGGGAGGGUGGGGGGUUCCGAGGACAAACUUGGACCGACGGAACGAGGAGGAAAAAAAAUAAUAAAACCGGGAAACGGAGGUUUGAAAGCGGCGGAAUGGCUGACCGGGACCCGGUGCCGCUUCCUGCGGAGGUGCGGGCUAAACUGGCCGAGCUGGAGCUGGAGUUAUCCGAGGGUGACAUCACACAGAAGGGUUAUGAGAAGAAGCGAUGCAAGUUGAUCGGAGCCUUCUUCCCUCAAACACAAGGAAUGGAUCCAGCCAUGGGCCAGGAGAGAAGAACGGCGGUCACACCCUCCUCAUCCUCCCGGUACAACCGCCGGCGGUCGUCUGGCUCCAGAGACGAACGUUACAGAUCAGACGUGCACACCGAGGCGGUGCAGGCCGCUCUGGCAAAGCAUAAAGAAAAGAAGAUGGCGGUGCCGAUGCCUUCAAAGCGGCGGUCUCUUGUGGUCCAAACAUCCAUGGAUGCCUACACACCACCAGACACGUCCUCUGACUCGGACGGCGAGGAGCAGGGAGGAGGCGACGAGGAAGUGGGCGGAGACGGCGAAGAGGAGGAUGGCGGAGGUGGCGGAGGAACCCCGUCCAGCCGGGAGGGGAGCAUCGUGAUGGAGCACUGGAUCAGCCGGGCCAUCCACGGCACCUCCUCCACCACCACCACCUCAUCCACGGCCUCCUCUUCCUCCUCCUCCACACGCAGCGGGGGCAGCGGGGCGGCCGGCGGCAGGCUGGCCGACGUUCUGGCACAGCACGUUCACAUCUCCUCCCAGCACCACCUCCGCCACCACCACCAUCACCGCCACAAGUCAGAGAACCACUCUGCCCCUCCGGACGUCACCAGCUACACCAACAACACCACCACCACUGAUGGAAUCCAAGUGGAACGAGCCCCGGGACCCGGUUCUGCCGGCCAGAAACAGACGCCCAAAUACGGCAACGCGGAGCUGAUGGAGACCGGAGACGGUGUUCCAGUCAGCAGCAGAGUUUCAGCUAAAAUACAGCAGCUUGUCAACACGCUGAAGAGACCCAAACGACCUCCGUUAAGAGAGUUUUUUGUUGACGACUUUGAGGAACUUCUGGAAGUCCAGCAGCCAGACCCCAACCUGCCCAAGGCUGAGGGGGCCCAGAUGGUGGCCAUGCGUGGUGAGCAGUUGGGCGUUGUGACCAACUGGCCCCCGUCUCUGGAGGCAGCUCUACAAAGGUGGGGCACCAUCUCUCCGAAGGCCCCGUGUCUGACCACCAUGGACACCAACGGCAAGCCGCUCUARACGCUCACCUACGGUAAACUGUGGUCCAGAAGUGUGAAGGUGGCUUACAACCUGCUGCACAAACUGGGAACCAAACAAGAACCACUCGUCCGGCCCGGUGACCGGGUGGCGCUCGUCUUUCCCAACAACGACCCCGGUGCCUUCAUGACGGCGUUUUACGGCUGCCUGCUGGCCGAGGUCGUGCCCGUUCCAAUAGAAGUCCCGCUGACCAGGAAGGACGCCGGCAGUCAGCAGAUCGGUUUUCUGCUGGGCAGCUGUGGAGUCACCGUGGCUCUGACCAGCGACGCCUGCCAUAAAGGCUUACCCAAAAGCCCCACAGGAGAGAUCCCACAGUUCAAAGGUUGGCCCAAGGUGCUAUGGUUUGUCGCGGAGUCCAAAUAUCUGUCCAAACCUCCCCGAGACUGGUUCCCACAGAUCAAUGAUGCCAACCAGGACACUGCCUACAUCGAGUACAAGACGUGUAAAGAUGGCGGCGUGCUGGGCGUGACGGUGACGAGGGUGGCGAUGCUCACACACUGCCAGACCCUCACGCAGUCCUGCUCGUACACAGAAGCUGAGACCGUGGUGAAUGUUUUGGACUUCAAGAAGGACGUGGGGCUGUGGCACGCCGUCCUGACUAGUGUGAUGAACAUGAUGCAUGUCGUCAGUAUUCCCUACGCCCUGAUGAAGGUGAACCCUCUGUCCUGGAUCCAGAAGGUCUGCCAGUUCAAAGCGAGGGUGGCCUGUGUGAAGUCCCGGGACAUGCACUGGGCUCUGGUGGCUCAUCGGGACCAGAGAGACGUGAACCUGAGCUCCCUGCGCAUGCUGGUGGUGGCCGACGGGUCGAACCCAUGGUCGAUCUCGUCCUGCGACGCCUUCCUCAACGUCUUCCAGACGAAAGGUUUGAAGCCGGAGGUGAUCUGUCCGUGUGCCAGCUCCACCGAGGCUCUGACCGUCGCCAUCCGGAGGCCGACGGAGGAGGGCAGCACCCCUCCGAACCGCGGCGUGUUGUCCAUGCAGGGUCUGAGCCACGGUGUGAUCCGGGUGGACUCUGAGGAGAAGCUGUCGGUCCUCACGCUGCAGGACGUUGGUUCUGUCAUGCCUGGAGGUAUGAUGUGUGUAGUAAAACUCGAAGGCGUCCCUCAGCUCUGUAAAACUGAUGAGAUUGGAGAGUUGUGUGUUUGCACUGUUGCUACUGGAUCCUCUUAUUAUGGGCUGGCAGGAAUGACCAAAAACACUUUUGAGGUCUUCCCCGUGUCCAACAACGGGACUCCCGUCAGCGAGUUCCCCUUCACCAGGACCGGCCUGCUGGGGUUCAUCGGACCCGCGGGUCUGAUCUUCGUCGCGGGGAAGAUGGACGGUCUGAUGGUGGUGGGGGGGCGCCGUCACAACGCGGACGACAURGUUGCCACAGCGCUGGCUGUGGAGCCCAUGAAGUUUGUCUACAGAGGCAGGAUAGCCGUGUUUUCCAUCACGGUGCUGCACGAUGAGAGGAUCGUGGUCGUGGCUGAGCAGAGACCAGACUCCACUGAGGAGGACAGCUUCCAGUGGAUGAGCAGAGUCCUGCAGGCGAUAGACAGUAUCCACCAGGUGGGGGUGUACUGCCUGGCUCUGGUGCCCUCCAACACUCUGCCAAAAACUCCCCUGGGUGGCAUCCACCUCUCCGAGACCAAGCAGUUGUUUCUGGAGGGGGCGCUGCACCCCUGCAAUGUACUCAUGUGUCCACACACCUGUGUCACCAACCUGCCCAAACCCCGGCAGAAACAACCAGAGAUCGGUCCCGCCUCUGUGAUGGUCGGGAACCUGGUUUCAGGGAAGAGGAUCGCUCAGGCCAGCGGCAGGGAUCUGGGUCAGAUCGAAGACAAUGACCAGGCAAGGAAGUUCCUCUUCCUGUCCGAGGUGCUGCAGUGGAGAGCUCAGAGUACUCCUGACCACGUCCUGUACACACUGCUCAACUCCAGGGGGGCGGUGUCCAACUCACUCACCUGUCUGCAGCUGCAUAAGAGGGCAGARAGAGUGGCGGCUCUGCUGAUGGAGAGAGGAGGUCUGCAGGAAGGAGACCACGUUGCUCUGGUCUACCCACCAGGAAUCGACCUGAUCGCCGCCUUCUACGGCUGCCUGUACGCCGGCUGUGUCCCCAUCACGGUGCGACCGCCUCACCCUCAGAACAUCUCCACCACUCUGCCCACGGUCAAGAUGAUUGUCGAGGUCAGUCAUUCGGCCUGCGUGAUGACCACAGCRGUCAUCUGUAAGCUGCUGCGCUCCAAAGAGGCCAUGGCCACCGUGGACAUCAGGAACUGGCCUCCGGUCCUGGACACUGAUGACCUGCCGAAGAAGAAGCCCCCGGCUCUGUUUAAACCCACCAACCCAGACGGCCUGGCCUAUCUGGACUUCAGCGUGUCCACGACCGGCAUGCUGGCUGGAGUUCAGAUGUCCCAUAAUGCAGUUGGAGCCUUCUGCCGCUCGGUGAAGCUGCAGUGUGAGCUGUACCCGUCCAGAGAGGURGCCAUCUGCCUGGAUCCGUACUGCGGCCUCGGCUUUGUCCUCUGGUGUCUCUGCAGUGUUUAUUCAGGCCAUCAGUCCAUCCUGAUCCCUCCGGUGGAGCUUGAAUCCAACCCUGCGCUGUGGCUGCUGGCUGUCAGCCAGCUGAGGGUGCGAGACACCUUCUGCUCCUACAGCGUCAUGGAGCUCUGCACCAAAGGACUCGGCCUGCAGACUGAAGCACUGAAGGCUCGAGGUCUAGAUCUGUCCAGAGUUCGGGCCUGUGUGGUGGUGGCAGAGGAGAGGCCCAGGAUGGCACUCACACACUCCUUCUCGAAGCUCUUCAAAGACCUGGGCCUCCACCCGCGGUCCGUCAGCACCGCCUUUGGCUGCAGGGUCAACCUGGCCAUCUGCCUGCAGGGAACUUCAGGACCGGACCCAACCACCGUGUACGUGGACAUGAGAGCGUUACGCCACGACAGGGUUCGAUUAGUGGAGAGAGGUUCUCCUCACAGUCUGCCUCUGAUGGAGUCUGGAAAGAUUCUGCCAGGAGUUCGCAUCAUCAUCGCCAACCCAGAGACCAAAGGACCGCUGGGAGACUCGCAUCUCGGAGAGAUCUGGGUCCACAGCGCUCACAACGGCAGCGGAUACUACAGCGGUUACGGUGAGGAGCUCCUUCAGUCGGAUCACUUCAACUCCAGACUCAGUUUUGGAGACACUCAGACGGUUUGGGCCCGGACGGGUUACCUGGGUUUCCUCCGCCGCACUGAGCUCACCGAUGCCAACGGAGAGAGACACGAUGCUCUGUUUGUGGUCGGAGCUCUGGAGGAGGCCAUGGAGCUGCGGGGGAUGAGGUACCACCCCAUCGACAUCGAGACGUCAGUCAUUCGCGCACACAAGAGCAUCAUGGAGUG